Messenger RNA from Mesocestoides corti, 336 nucleotides. The record is from the annotation of a GenBank genome assembly. Lineage: Eukaryota; Metazoa; Platyhelminthes; Cestoda; Cyclophyllidea; Mesocestoididae.
AUGGCCGAAGAAGCCAAUUUUGGCAAUCAGCGCGUGGAGGACCUCCAUUCAUUACCAAAGCAUUCAAUCAAAGUUGAUGUAUUGUUUAAGGCUGUUGGCGACGCACCCCGCAUGAAAAAGUCGAGGUGGGCAAUUAAGCGGAAUGAUACCGUGAUAAAUUUGACGAUAUUUCUGCGGAGAUACCUUGGUCUCGGUCAGUCACAGGACAACCUCUUUAUUUAUGUGGCAAGCAGUUUUGCGCCUCCGCUAGAUACCGAAAUUGGCACCCUCUUUGACUCAUUCAGCGCUGAUGGGACGCUCAUCUUGCAAUACUGCAAAACUCAGGCUUGGGGUUAA